Messenger RNA from Xyrichtys novacula (pearly razorfish), 12710 nucleotides. The record is from the annotation of a GenBank genome assembly. NCBI's taxonomy places the organism in Eukaryota, Metazoa, Chordata, Actinopteri, Labriformes, Labridae.
AUGCGUGUGACUGUUGCUCGCAGCUGGAGGCUCGGUGAAUGGAACAGAAGAACCAAGACCCAGACUGACAGAAACCGGUUAAAGACAAAUGGACUGAUUGGGGAAAAAACUACAUUUGGACACAUAUACUGUGAGUAUAAUGACUCUGUGCUUCUUCAGUGUUGCUGGAACGGAAAAUAUGUUGUAAAAUGUUAAUCUUGCUUUCAUAAUGAAGGUGUUUUUUUCUGUUGCUGCCUUGCAUUUUGUUUCAAAGUCUAAGAUAUUGCUACUUCAUCCUUUAACUUCACUUAUCAUUUAGUGUAAUCUGCUUUAGUUUUAUUACAUGCAAAUGAAAACUCUCAUCUAGUUUGAGAGCUUCAAACAGAUAACAAAAGACUGGACUGAUUUGGUUGUAAUUCUGUCCAGCAGCACUAAAGCAAACGAGAACAACUUCCCAGGUAAAAUGGACAGGAAAGACCUGCCUGUUGGAUUUCAUAGGACACAGCAGCACAGAGGACCACGUUGCAAUGGUGGAAAAACAUUUUUAAAAGGAGAGAGUAAAAAAGAUGGAAAAAGAAGUAGAUACUUUGUCAGACUUGGAUCCAUCAUUAAGAUUUUGGGGUUCUUAAUGACAAAUUAAAAGAACAACUCUCCUGUCUUAUUUUAUUUUAUUUUUUUUACUUAAGUCCUGAUUUCAAUAAUAAGUGGGGAAAAAAAACUGUGGCCAUUUGCAUGCAACAAAGGUUAUACAAGUCAAUGUGUGCGAUAAAAACCUCUUAAUGAAAUGCUAAACAGUGUAAAUGAUGUGAGUCACACAAAUCCACACCCACGGGCUCUCAGCAUUAUUUGAGUAUAAGCAGCCACAAGCCAGUCAAGCAAUUUAUUGAUUCAUUUCUCCUCAGUCUAAAUGUUCUAGUGUCUGAAAAUGAGGGUUUUUGUGUGUUUCUUCGCUGGUUUAAGCAGCAAUCUAAAACUCAUGGAUUAUGAUUCCCUCAUAAUUUAUGAUCUACUGAUUGAGACCAUAAAUGCCAGGUGACAAUUAAAAAAAACAUUGACAUUUUUCACUUUAGAAAGCAACAACUUUGGCGUGAAGGAGGCACUCACGUUCAAUGCAAUGAUCUACCACUUUUGUGAGGAUUGAUGUCUGAGAAAGAUUUUUUUCUUAGGUUCUAGCGAGAAGUUUUAGCUGGUAAUAGAAUGGACUAAGAUUACCUCUACAAAAGCUAACAACGACAGAAACAGCAAGAAUAUUACAUUUUCUUGUCUAAAUUGGUGCCACAAAGUCAGUGUAAAAUGAGGUCUCUUUACAUUUCCACAGCACAGAUUCUCAAUAAGUGAUUUAUUUUACCGUUGAAAGGCAGAAGGAUGAGAAUCUUACCAGCAAAAAGAUUUAGACUGCAACUUUGUCCACGGGGGGCACCAAAUUCAAACACACUGGCAGUUCUCGUUAUGAAGUUUAAAUUUAGAUAUAGACAUAUUUAGAUAAUAAGUUUCUAGCUGUUUUACAAAUCAUUGUAGGGAAUUUUUUAAAGGGUUGUGAAUCAAACUGAAACUGUAUCCUUGAGGAAGCAAAAAGGAGCCUCAAGGACAACAUAUAGAGCGUCUCCUUGGACAGGGAACAGUCAUGGAGUUUUGUUCAAACUUGGAACAGAGUUAUCAAUAAAAGCUAAAGAUUACCAUCUCUGACAUCCCUGACACUUGCCAUGCCUGAGUAGAAAUCACAACGUCAGAGUUUCCCUAAAUCCAGAUCUUGGACAGUUUUUUCUGAAAGAACCUUGGCUUUCAGUGGCCUACGACUGUUGGCAUGGGGACGUGUGGGGGCAAUAUACAGCACACCGAUUAAACAGCUGUUUUUCACACUCUGACUGCCAAUGUGAAACACUUGAAGGGUUGAUAUGGUAGGAGGACAUUUUUGGUUGGAAAACAUGUUCAGGACGUUAUUUGCAAAUUGAUUAGAAGUACUAUUUUGUCCAUAGGGGGCGCUAAAAUUAACGCAAACUGGCAGGAGUUCCUCAUUGAGGUUUCAAGGCAUUUAGGAUUUAUCAUGUGGGUAUAAAAUCCAAAUUUACAAACUUAUUUUUACUUAUUUUUAUUGAUGCAUGUUUGACUCACUCAGCUUGUUGUGCCCUCAUCUUUUGCAAUAUUCAAUGACACCACUCAGGAAAACUUAACAUCAUCAGCUGAUAAUGUGUAUGGAUAAUAUUGUGGAACUGAAACACAUCAAUCUGCUUUUUCCUCUUUAAAACUUCAUGUUUACUCUCGAGGAAAACGCUCCAGUGGUUUCUGGUGAUGCCUAAAUCAGGAUACCUAAGAUAAUUGAUUUUAUUCUGAAAAUCUCAUUAUUUUUUUAUUCUUCCUUCUUAGAGCAGUGUUGACAUUCUUGCAACGUAUAAUGGGCUCACCUUCAUGGUAACACAUUCACGAUUAACCCUUUAAUCACAAACAAACCCCUUAAGAUCAAAACUAUAUCUUUUGUAUGUUUUUCUGCAACAUGGCCUAUUUUUUCAAAUUCAGGAUUGCAUAAGCAAAAAUAUGUGGCACACUGAGAGGCAAUAAAGGAUCAGGCCUUACAUGGACAUAUUUAGGAUCAUGAAAGCCUGCGUGAUCAGACGAGCAGCUUUCCUUGCAGAGGACCAAUAACUGAUCUUCACAGUACAAAGCUCCGCAGCCUCUUUUCAUGUCACUUUCAUUGAGUGGAGGGCCACAGUGCGAGCUCUAUAAAGUGGUCGAGCCCAUUCAAGGGACUAAAAAGGACAAAGCAGAGCUGGCUGCCUCAGACUCACUACCAAAAUAGGAAUGAAGUGAAAGAGGAUGGGGAGGGGAGGGUGUUAGGAGCAAGAGAGAUUAAGUAGUUUUGAAUCUACUGCUGCAAACAUCAUCUAUUACCUAAAUUAAACCUAUGCAAUCCAGUGACUUCAUCAAACGAAAUAAAGACAGUGGUGGAUGAUUAAGUCUGUUCUAACCUCUGCAAAAGUAAACACAUCUCUGAUUGUAACAGACUGUUGGAGCAACACCUGUGAGAUAGUUCAGGAAGACAACUCAAGCUGCACUAAUUUCUCAUUUGCAUCAUUCCCAUGAUCACUCCUCAAGCGUAUUAUUCUGAUUAAGCCGUCUGUUUAGGCAGAUAUCCAGCCCAAGCCACUGCUCUGAUUUAUGACACUGAUACCAAACUUUUAGCCUCAGCACCUCCCCAGAAUUCUCCUGCAGGCUCUGACAGUAGGAGAUUGUGAGAUUGUCUCAUCACUCCUAAAUUUCUGCAUGUCAAGUAUUUGUACUUUUCAUUGUUUCAUAGAUCUGAAUAUCAACCAGAUUUACCAUGGUGUCAAAGAACCUUUGUGGCAAUGCUGCCUCGUGUGGAGUCUUAAUAUAGUAAACACAGAAUUCUUGUGUUUAUCGGGGCCUGAACAUCGAGUGGUAUUUUCCUUCUGGAUUAAUUUGAGGGCCUUAAAAUACCUGAAAAGUCUGGGAUUUUUGCAGGUUCAUCAAAACUGAUGAAAAGUUUGAUGAGUUAUGGGUUUUAAACGUGGGUGAAAAUUCACUCUGCCCCCCUAAAAAUAAUCAACAGGAAGUCUACCAUUAAAAAAAAACAAAAAAACUGACCAAAAUCUAUGCUUCUCUCUUUGAAGGGAUUCUUAAUAUGAACAUGAGGGAGCUCAUCUAAUCCACCUCAAAGAAGUUUUGCACACAAAAAAGACUUGAACCAAGAACGGCAAUCAAAGGUUUGUGUCAAAGGGCGUAGCUGUGGUAGGCUGCGAAGGUUGGGAGUUUCUUUCUUGUAGUUUCACUAAUAAACAGGAAGUGGUUUCCAUAUUAGCCUCGCAUGCUCAGAUCCAACCCAAACUCAUCAUGUGUAUUGAGGGUUCAGCCAUGAAAACAUUCAGAAAUUUAGUAUUUCACAGACUCUCUCAAAGUCAGAGAGCUGCCUGCUGGCUACAUAAGAUUCUGUGCCCUUAUUCAAGGAGAUGUCAUUUCAAGCUAGAUGAAUAUCUUGGCAUAUUUUCUGCUCAGUUUUCUCUUGACAAGUUGUACUUCAUGUGUAGCAAAAUCUGUUAGUUUUUCCCCUUCUUCUUAAGUGCACCCUUCUUGGAGCGCCUAAAUUUACACCAAAUGCUGUAACCAUGGUGACAUCCUAAUUGCCAUCAAACAGGAAUAACAAUUCGAAAUAAUAGUGUUAAGUAAAUUAUUACUGAUGGGAGACAAGAUGUCAAAAGACUGCAUUCUGCCUGUGUUUGCUCUCCACACACAAUGUUUUUAACAGUUUGUUGAAUCUGCUCAUAGAUAUCAGCGUUUCACUGACUGAAUAAGCGCAGACACUGAAAGUCAGUAUCAGUGUUCGACUGUAGCCAGUAAAACAACAGCUGAGGUUUAAACUGUUCACAUUUCCAUCUCAAACUCUGCCCUCUGUCAUUACUGUGUGCUCACUCUCACAGCUGACAGCAUGGAUAAGGCCGUAUGGAGGAUUGUCCUUGUCUCGCGGGGAGCUCUGCAGUAGGAUGCAUGUCUCCAUCUGGAUCCUCACACAGAUGACUUCCCUCCUCUGCUUCACCAUCCUGUCGAGUCUGGCAGUCUCAUUCCAACUAGGUAAGUCCAUGAAACUCAUUUUGUUUGACAGUGAAGAUAUUAGAUUUCUUUUGAGCCAAUAUAAGCAUCUUCUUGAGUCCUGCAUCUUAACAUCAGUGAGGAGGACCGUUUCCUGUUAAUGCUGUGUGAUCCAGGUUUGGAGGAGGUUUUCUUCAGUCCUGAGGACCAGACAGUCAGAGAGGGAGAGGGAGUUUUCUUCCAGUGUGUGUCAGGGGAGAGUUCAGCUCCUGCAAGUAUCACCUGGCUGAAAGAUGAGAGACAGGUCACAAGAGGAAGACAGAUUCAGGUGAGAUCUUAUGGAGCUUUAGACGGUUUCAUUAUAUGUACAGAAUUGACAAACCUUAUCUAGUCUUAAAAUAACCGUUUCAUUAUAAAAACCAGAAGAGUGUUUUCAUGUUCAGGGUGAGUAUGGAGGCGGGAACCAGAAGAAGACUUCAGGCACUCUUCACCUUUUUAACGUAACAUCAGAGGAUGAUGGGAUAUAUGUUUGUGUCACUCGCAAUCCCGCACUGAAUAUCAGCAAGAAGAGCAGGCCCGCUAAGCUGACGGUGCUGGGUGAGUACAUGAACAUAUCUUUAAAAACUAUCUCUAACUUCUUCAAAAAACGCUGUUCUACUUCCGUGUAACCCAGUUGUUCCUGAGGGAGUUACUCAAGUACCUUUUUUUGCAGUGAAGUGAAUGUCUUACUGUGUCAGCACUCAUCCUUGCAGGGAUCCCUCGAAGACUGCAGAUAGUCCAGGGUCCUAACAACAUCACUGUCGCUACGGGAACAGAGGUCUCCAUGCACUGUGCUGUUCGUGGCUUCCCUGUUCCCAUGGUGCACUGGUUCAAAGACAACAUCCUCCUGACCAACUGCUCGUCCUCGUUCAACCUCCAGAACAAUGGACAGCUGCUCACAUUCAGGUGCAGCGCAGCGCUGAACAGGAGGAAUAUUAAUUUAUGAUUGUUCAUUUUUUUUGACGUAUUGAGAAAACAAGAACCAUAAAAAUGAUCCUUUGCUGGAAAAAGGUUCAGAAACAUUUGAUUAGAUACGUUGUUUAUUGCUCAGUUGGGUCCACACUGUUUGGAGACUAAAUUAAGCACUUUAAUAAUCCUAUCAGACAGAAUUUAAACUCACAUUUCCAAUAUUUCUUCAGAAAUGUGACCAAAGAGGACGAGGGUUUGUAUCACUGUGAAGCCUCAAACCAGGACGAGUUGAUCAGGUCACAGACAGCCUUUCUUCUCCCAGCAGGUAAUGUGGGGAAACAUUUGCAGGAAUCUUUACUUUAUGUUGACUCAACUUUUCAUUGGCUGUCAUUUAUUCCCUCAUCCCAACUUGGCUGAUUCUGUGAAAGUGAUCAACUGUGAAAGCUACAAAGACACGAGACAGCACUCAUAUUUUCACUGACACACCUUUUGUUUCCAGAGAUGGACUGGAGUUUUGUGCAGCAGCCCACAAACCAGGCUGUGAAGAGAGGAGACAAUGUAACUGUCACCUGCAGGCCACCGUACAGCAGGCCAGCAGCUCAGGUAUCCUGGUUCAAAAACAACAAACUUUUUACACCAACAAGCCAUGUGAGCAUGCUGCCUGAUGGAGACCUCUUCUUCCAAAGGUAUAAGUGUAUGCCUGCUUUGUGUUUAGAGACAUGCAGUGUGUGACGUUUUGAAAUUUCUGAAUUUACUACAUUUUGCAUUUGCGUGUGCAAAAGUAGGCAAACAUUGUUUCUACAUCAUUCUUGUGUCUUAUUAUCUGUAUCAGUGUCCGAGAAAAUGACAGUGGGAGCUACUUCUGCAGAGCCUCGAAUGUUCACCUCCAAAGAUUUCUCACCUCCAGAAGAGCCACUCUGACUGUGCUGGGUAUGACCCCUCUACAGAUCUAUCAUACUGAACUGUAGCUCUGGAUGCUCAAAAGGUUUGUUGUGUCUCUCUUCUUCUCUUGGCAGCCCCUCCAUCAGUGACAGUCUGGCCCCAGGUGUUGACAGUGCCCACUGGUGCUCGGGUAGUGCUGGAGUGUCAGGUGCAGGGUCACCCGCUCCCCUCUAUCAGCUGGGUCAAGAGAGGUCACUCCAAACAGACUGGAGGCAGGAUUUCUUUAGGGCGAGUUUAUGUUUACUCUAUAUAACGAAAAAAUGGUUGAUUAUUUUUUUUAGUAACUUCUUUUCAAUAACCUUUUGCAUGUUCCUCACACAGGCUGAGAAAUGCAACUCUCCUUAUUCAGUCAGCAAGGAGCUACGAUGAGGGAGUGUAUGUGUGCGAGGCAGCUAACUCUCUGGGUAAAAGCCACAGUGCAGCAACACUGAGAGUUGCUGGUAAGUUUUUUUUUUUUUGCUUUUUUAAAUACUUCAAAAAGAACCACAAAACUAGGAUCCAGUUUUAGUCAGAAAAUAUAUUUGGGACUUUUACUUGGUGAUAAUUUGCAAAGCAUCUGAGUACUGUCUCAAAGUUUUACCAAGAGGAAUAUAAAGAGGCCAAAAUGAGUUUGAAAACUCCAACUGAGUACAGUUAUCUUUCAGAUUACGCUUUAAAAACAUCUCUUUAAUCUAUUUUCAUCUUGUUGCACAUAAGGCAGUGGUUCUCAAUCCAGUCCUCGAGUCCCCCCUGUCCUGCAUGUUUUGGAUGUUUCCCUGCUCCAACACACCUGAUUCAAAUGAUCAGCUCGUUAUCAAGCUCUGUAAUGGCUUAAUAACGAGCUGAUCAUUUGAAUCAGGUGUGUUGGAGCAGGGAAACAUCCAAAACAUGCAGGACAGUGGGCCUUGAGGACUGGACUUGAGAACCACUGACAUAAGGUGAGAUGUUUUUCUUGUAGUGAAAUACAGAUUAUGACUCCAUUUCUCUAUAUUGUCCUCACAGUGAGUCCCAUCAUAGUGACCUUUGUAGCUCAGGUGAGCUGCAUGGUUGGAGCGUCAGCAGUGCUGCCCUGCAGGGCUGUAGGGAUCCUGCCUAUAAUGUACACAUGGACCAAGGGCAGAGCAGACACACAGCCACCCAUCAUCAACACUGACGGCAGACACACUGACAGUGAGUGUUAAAAACGACUUAAAGAAGUUUUUCCUUAAGGUUUUUAUUGAAAGCAAUUUUUAGAAAUUUUAAUGUAUAUGUGCGGAAAUUUGAUGAGAAUAUGUUCCAGCUUCCUAAGACUAAAGCGUUGUUGUCCUUUCGCCCCUGAAAGAAGACGGAGCCCUACAUAUUUCCAGUGUGCAGUAUUCUGAUGCAGGGGAAUACUACUGCACAGCUGAGAACCGAGCAGGACGACACCAGAGACGCUUUGUCCUCGUCGUCACAGGUAUUUAAACAUCAGCCCAUCGAUUGUAGUUUUCAUCACUGUUUUCCUCUCCUGUAGCAGAGUGACGAGAUGUUUCCAUGACCCAAUACACACAAGUUUCUGACUUUCUUUUAUGGUGCCCUCUGUCCAAAGCUGAACACCGUCCAGCUGAUAGAGACAAGCAGACAAGGCUGGUUUUGUCUGCUGUGAGUAAUGAAGUUGUUUCAAUCUCUGCUGUGGUUUAUGUUGCAACUCUUUUUGGCUCUCAGACAGCUUACAGACAUGGUUUAUCAUUUCCUUGUGAUGCUUUUCCCUCGCAAAGAUGCUUCUUGGUUUGAUCUGUGUGCAGUCUUUGCUGCUCAGUAUGCAGUGAGUGUCAGUGUGUUUCAGUGUCAGCAGGUAACAGCACUGCUCUUCUGUAUUUGGCCUGUUGUGUGUGAACCUGUUCUUUGACUUGAUUUCUGCUCCUGACAAAAGUCUGUCUGAAACUAAGAGUCUCUGUUGGCAUGUUUUCUAGAGGAGCAACUUUAGCAAGGAACAAGCUGUCUCUCAGUCCCGGGACCCUGCGGCUAAGAAACAUGAUAAUCAAACACAACAUCCACAUGAACUGGCACAGCAUGAUGUGACAUGUAAGUACAUGCAGAAGAAAAUCACUGCUGAAAGUAACACUUGUAGCCUUCAGAUACUCUUGCAAAGAGGAAAAUAUUACCGCACCCAUACCAAGGGAUGUCUUUAAGCCAUGUUGCUGUGUUUCACGAUGGAGUCAUGAUUUUUAGAAAGAAAAAAGUUAAGUAAAAGUUUGAAAAAUCAUGCUUUAAAGCAAAAAACAGGGGAUGGAUGAAACCAGAAAGGGUUAAAGUAAGGAGAACAAGGGUCUAAAGGUUCAGGCUUAAGCAGCAGCCUUAGCAAAUCAAACAAUCUUGGUGGGAAAAUUGGCCGCUACUUAUGAUGAGUGAGGAUGUACAGGGGGCUAGGAAGGUCAGGUGUUGAAAACAGAGAAACCACGAUUACUGCAGGGCAGGAGAUAUACAGAUUAUAAGAGAGUGUUGACUGUUUCUUGUUUUUCAGGCUCCUCAUCAGGCUGUGAUGUUUCAACAAACACAACCACCACAUUUCCUUCCUUUCCAGAAGGAGCAGUGGCUGAGCUCAAGAUGUCACCUUCACUUGGACGCCUUAUACAGCAACAGCGCAGUCAACCAACAACCCAACCAACCCAGCCUCUUGUCACUCAGAUGCAGCCCCCAGUGUUACCACCUCCUCCUCACACAAACUUUCACUCAGUGGAUCUUCAAUCUCAUCUGACAGCGACUGGUCACCCUCUUUUAAUUUCCACUGAACCAACAAUGACACAGCCCCAGACAGCAGUUACGAUCAUCGAAGUUUUGGGUACAACCUUUCAGUAUUCACACUCUGCAAGUCAGUCCCGUUUGACAUCAAUGCCCUCAAAUGUGCAAUUUCAGCAUCAAGUCAGCACCAAAGUUUUGAUAGAGUCUAAUUCUAAAGGGCUGGAUACCCAUACUGUCACUGGGACGUCUGCUUUUCAUUUACCAUCAAAGCUUCCCUUUAGAGCACCUAUUGGCUCUCUGGACAUGGAGUUGGUUUCAUAUUCGCCUUCGCCAUCAGAGAGUCCUGCCACACAAACUACGACCCACUUCAGCUCACUCACCCCGUCUUCUGAUCAUCAACUCUCUCUUACUAGAAAUGUAGUCCCCAAGUUCCAGCUGGAGUUAACAACAUCCCAGCAUUAUCUGCCUCCUACACAAGCUACGACCUCUCCACUCACAAAGCCUCAGGAGUCCCAAGUUAACGAUGAAUCUUCAUCUGGACAGCUUGAACCAGCUUCAACCAAAUCUACUCUUUCCCAAACACAAAAUCCAAACCUCCACUCACAAGCCCCCCAACUUCAGACAGAAACGUCUCCAGUACAACAGUGGACCUAUUUUGUAACCCCUCCUACAAUCUCAGCCACUAAUCCUCCUGAUCAAACCUCCAAUGCCAAUGUCCCCUUAUCACUGGACCCUGAGAUUCCUCUUGGCCAUCAGGUCAACACCACUGAUCAGGUGCAAGUGAAUACAAGCAAGCAGGGUGAACCAGAUCAGUCAGCGAAAUCAGAAAACGAGACGAAGCUCACAGAGUGGCUGAAGAGAAAUACCUCCCAGUCACCGAUGACCAGCAACGAUCCAAGGUUGGUACAGACAGAAUGGAUGAAGAAUGGUGACAGAAAUGUGGGUGUUAUAGAUUACAGCUGUUGUGUUUUGCAAUCCAGAGUGACUCAGCAGGCUCCAUCAUGGCUGCCCGUGCUGGAGAAGCAUGACAUCCCCAUCGUGGUGGGAGUGGGCGUAUCUCUGGCCUUCAUCUUCAUCACUGUUACCUUCUAUUCAGUGGUCCAGAAGAAUGAACCAGCACCAACAAGCCGAGCAGGUCAGAGAGCCUCAGUUCAGCAAUGGCAGUACAACUUAUUCACAUUUACUCCUUUAGGAAUAGUUACAAAAGAGAGAGAUACAAGAGAUACAAAGGUGGAGUAACUCUUCUUUCAACUUGACUAAAAUUUUAAAUAAUUCUUUAUGAACCUGCCAACAUGUCCUUGACAGCUCAGAGGAAUCUAGGAGUUCCAAUGCGUCAUGCAGAUCGCCGAGCAGGAGGACGAACGUAUGAAAACAGGUAUUUAAUUACUUCUAUAUGAGACGUAAAUAAAAAGCAAGGUCUUAAAAUUCAUCUUUUUCCAGCAGAAAAAUCAUCUUCAGAUAUUUCUCACAUAGGGCUUUUGAAGACGAUGAGUGUGUGGCUGUGAUUGAGCAGAGUCCCAACACAGCCGACACUCGAGCUCAACCUCCAGGACCAAACCUGGUCACAGUGCAGAUGGAGCCCACAUUUGAAGAUACUCAGGAGGAUAUGUCACCUGCUCUGGACAACCACUCGAUCACUGUGGAGACUUACCCCGAGCCCAUUCUUGACACAAAGGUUUGACGACACAGAGAUUCAUGACAGGGUUAAAAAUAAUCCAAGGAGUUUUUUGGACACGGUGCAAACUUUGGAGUAGUUUUUGGGAGCUUUGGUGCUCUUUGCACAAACAGACUGAAGUAACAAGGUCACACUUAAAUAGAACAUUUAGGUCAAUCUUUGUUAAGUUACGAAUGAUGUAGCAGUAAAAAUCACUAACAAUAGAUUAGUUAUAGCCCACUGGAGGCCUGAUGUCAGUUAAAAGUUUAACAUGGAAAUACAGUGUAGUCUUUGGUUAAAGAAAUUUAACUAAAUACUUUUCUUUCUUUCUUUCUUUCUUUCUUUCAUCUUAUACUUUAAGGGAAAAAAACAUCAAGCAAAAAUAAUACAUAUGUGCAUCAAACAACUGUAGCUUCUCACUGGCAAUACAAGGGUAAUAUCAAACUAUAAAUUAGCUAUUGUACUUAAUGGCUGAUACAGAAUGCAAAGAAAUAAUAAUAAUAAUAAUAAUAAUAAUAAUAACUUUAUUUGUAUAGCACUUUUAAAAAACAGAAGUUCACAAAGUGCUUUGACAUAUAGUCAUAGAGCACAUGGAAAAAGACAGAUAAAAACAAAAGCUCAGUAAAAACGGAAUUGAAGGCCAUUUUCAUGUCAUAAGGAACCCAGACAAUACAAGAACCAUAUAUGAGACCAUGAGGACCAAAAUAAAAACAUAAAAUAGUUAAGAGAAAAGGAAAUGCAAUUAAAAGGGGGGACAAAAGUGGAAACAGGAUAGUAAUUAUAAAAGGCAAUAUCAACAAUGAUAUUAAGAUAAUAACAGGUAAUCCUGAUAAUAAUAGUAAUGACAAAAUAGAGCAACAGAUAUGAGCAAGAGAUAAAACAAUAAAAAGGCCUAAAAUGUUAUUUAAGAAAAGAGUACAAGUUUAACAAAAGCUAAAAAGACAUAAGAUAGAUAAAGCCUAAAUAAGAUAGAGAUAAAAGAGAUAAGGGAUGACAGAUAAAAGAUAAGAGAUAAAAGAUGGCAUCACAUAAAAGCAAGUCUGUAAAAGUGAGUUUUUAAAUUUGACUUAAAAGAAGUGACUGUCUCUGCACACCUUAUCUCUGGCAGGUUGUUCCAAAGUCGAGGAGCUCUGAUGGAGAAAGCUCUAUCACUUUUAGUUUCGAGCCUCGACUUUGGAACGACCAGGAGGCCUUCGCCAGAGGAUCUGAGGCUGUGAGUUGGCUCAUAAGGUAUUAAAACUCACAGGUAUUCACCCUGUACCUCACAGGGAAUUUAGAUACAAACUAUAUUUAUGAUGAUAUAAGUCAAUACAAACAAACAUAAGGGUGAAGCAUCAUGGGUAAUGUAGUCCAACUGUCCACCAUAGGCCUUUAAAUAACAACAUGUUCGCUAAAAUGUCUUCUUGUGGUUCAGAUUAAGGUGGUGAAAGCUGUCUGUAGAUAUUUUGACUUGUCUCUACUAAAUUGUUGCUCACAGCUGCUUUCUUUUCUACGUCAGAUUGACCCGUCUCUAGAAGAGGAGAAAGGCUGCAGCAUGUCCCAGCCCAGCAUCCAGCUGCAGUGUGCUGAGGACUGGACCAGUAACAGAGGUGACAACCACAGCCCAUGUCAGGAUGCUUUACCUCCUCCAUCAUCCUUACCCUCCCGUUCACCCUCCCCUUCCCCACCGUCCAGACCUGAGGUGGGUCUGCGCUCCUCACUAACCCUGCAAAGCGCUGAGUCAUGUGGAGCCCCCAUCCACCACAGCCUCAGCAUCUCUCAGGGAAACCCUCCUCUGCUCCUCUCUCACCACGUCUCCCUGGGCCUUACUACAGUGGCAGUGGAUGUCCAUUUUUACCCAGCAGCCACUGCUUCAAUGGCAGUUGGCAUGAGUACUAGUACUAAUUCCACUUCAGUGACUGCACCUCUGUUUGGUCCAACAUUAGCUAACAGUCAGGAGAGCGAGCAAUCCACUGCUAGAUUUAAAUAG